UAUCCUAAACAAACAUAGGAGGUAAUUUAGAAGAAAUGUUUACCAUUAUAGGACGCAACUAUUAGCCAUUCCCUUGGGUAUCGCUCUUCGCCUAUUUUUACCCAGCAUAUGCAUUAUACAAUGCUAUUUUAGUGUGUACGUUACAUACGUCCUGCUACUAAAAUAAUAUUAGCUUUGAAAAUGUGGAAAACGCAGUCAACCCAUAAAAUAAUAAUAAUAAUAAUAACAGCAUUAACAUAACGGGCGUAUUAUUGAAAGUGAGUCUGAACCCAGCGACAUUUCCAAACAAUCAAUCGUCGCGGCGAAUCAGUUGAAAUGGAGAGAUCGUAAUAAAGCGUAUACUUUCACUCGAGCCCUUUUAAAUUUAAUGCCGAUCAAUACUUCGUCUCGCUUCCCGUGUUUUCAAGGACCGUUUCCCCGGGAAAAUUAACCCUCGUCGUUGUACACCCAUCGUUUUCUCCACACCGGUCUACUUGGGGUGGACCUGUAGAAUGUGCGUAAACGGUGUUGACGUCGUCGCGAAAUCCCUUAGGAACUCACUGCUCGUGUCCACCACUGUCUGGAUUUGGCGCUGUCGUCAAAUCCCAGGCACCAGGAUGCGACGACCGAAUAUCGACGUACACUAUACCGUAAAAAAUAGAAACGUCAACAAGUUACAAGUAUUAGAUAUUUAGAUCGUAACAAUUAUAAACAUAACUUAAUACAACCGUUACAGGAGUCGUAGAGGAGUUAUAUACGUGCACUUAUUCGUGUCGUGAGCAUUACCACCACCAUCAUUAACCGGUUAUCAAAAGAAACUGAUAUUGCGUACCAUAUUAUCACAAUACAAUAAACACAUUAAUAUAAACUUCCUCCCCCAAUAAUUUUUUUUGGAUAAUAGAGCAUCUUAUACGCAAUGUCGAAGGAAGUAAAAGAGUACGACAGCAAUCGUUUCGAUGAUCUGUUCUAUGCGCAUGCAGAAAUUUAUAUGAAUAAUAAUCCCUUGGAAUCGUACGGGCCAUGCGAUUGGAACGACUUUGAUUUUGACCGGAUGUCGGAGUUCUCUAUGGACGUCGUGCGCCCAUACGUGGAGCGACUGCUGAAAGCGCACAGUGAGGGGCCGCUGCUGCACACCAUCAUAGCGGUAAACCUUGAGUGCGUACCGAUAGAGGCCAAAGGCAGAAAGUUCGGUUUCAUAGAUAAAUCUUCUAUAGAUACGACGAAAAUGCCGGACCACAUGGUGGGACUAGUAGCCGCUUGCGGCAUGGAUUUAAAUUUGGCAUGGGACAUGAAAUACGUAUGCACCAGGUGUCGGUGUUCAAUACGAAUACCGGAAAUGAUUAUGCCGACCGUUCUCGAAAUGUUACACGCUCACAUAGGGGUUUGCGAGAUGUCGAUGGAUAUGAGAUAUUUCAAACCUUUGACGGACUUUUGGAAGAAGUGUGACCGCAAAAGGUAUAUAAACUUACUGCACAGGGCCGUGACCGAGACCGUGCUCAUAAAGCUGGGCUUGCUAAUGGUUCAUCCGCAAGAUUACGAUGAGCUGCCAUUCUCGGUUUUUGUACGCAACCGGUGCGUGUCGUUGCACGUGGUGUUACGUUCGCGCAAGCGUCAUCCGCAGUAUGAUGAUGAUGCGAUUAACAGGAUGGCGGAAGCCGGCUACCAUACGUUCCCGAAUCCAAAACAGAUGACCUGGAAAGAAUUAACAAAAGAGCUCAAGGACUUUGCGCGCCGUCCGAUUAGCGAGAGUAAGAUCACGUGUUUCAGUUGUCAUCACGAGGUCACUCUGAGCAAUGAAUUCGUCAGUAACCCUUGGAGAUACCACGCUCAGGAGUCACCGAAGUGCAAUUUUUUGUUGAUGAAAAAGGGCGAGGACUAUGUUAAAGAGGUACAGGAAUCGACGCACAAUUUUUGUCAGAAGGAAAAAAAAGAGUCAACCAAUAAGACCGUCAUGGAACUCUCAUUGAAAUUGAAACCACCAACACCUCCUAUGGGAGAUUUUUUCAACUUUUGCAAAGUCGUGACCGGUCAAAAACUAACCGAAUCGACAGUUGUCUUGUCGCCGACCACCAUGACAGAUUGCACCGUGUGCAGCGUCGAGAUGCGCAACGUCGUUUUGAUACCGUGUUUACAUAUUGCGACCUGUGUGGAUUGCUCGUUCUCAGUUCGUGAUUGUCCGCUCUGCAGGAAGUUGAUCAACGGCUUCAUGAUGCCGCUAUUUGAGCCCGAUGGUUCGUUCUGGAUGCGGCCAGAAUGCAUGGGUGGAAAUUAUUUUAUGAAUCUGCCGUGCCGCCACUUGAUAGAGACAUGUGUCCCAGACAAUGUCGAACGAUGUCCGAAAGCUAAAGAUGUGGAAGUUGACAAAAUUAAUUGCGUUGUGUGCGGUAACGUGAACAUGGCAAGAAUAAGGGUCUACCUUUAAAUAUUAGGCACUGCGAGUAUAAAUAUAUUAAUGUGUAGGCAGUGCUCGAGUUAUUGACAAAAUAAAAUAUAGUUAAUACAAUAUAUAUAUGUAAGUCCAAAGUUGUUUAACCCAAAUAACGGCGAUUACCUCAAAGAAAAAUAUUAACUCCGGAUUGUUUGAUAAAAAUAAUGUAUAACUAGUCGCAUUGUCUUAAAACCUCCUAAAUCAUUAAAAACUAAUUUAUUAAUAUAGGACAAUUUUGAGUGUAGACAAUUUUAAUUUUAAUUUGAUACUGAAGUUAUUUCAUCUAUACAGAAUUACGUAAUUAUGUUUUUGUAUUUCUCUUUAGUUAUUUUCACUAUAAUUUUAAAUCUAAAUUUAUGUAUUUAUUAUUAUCUUUCUUUUCUGUUUUUAUUAAUUUUUUGAUUUUUCAUAUUUAUAAUUCAAAUUGUUAAAAAUGAACUCGUUCUUGAACAUAAGCUACAGCUUAAAAGAGUAGAUAUUAUUGUAUUUAUAUAUUAUAUCAUGUAUGCAUAAGUAUUAUAAAAGUAAAUAACAUAAUAAUAGAAAAAAUAUAUAGGUAAUAAUUUAAAUAAAUAUGACGGGGACUCAUCUAUAUGCUUAGAGCCGGUCAACACUAUCCGUUUUCACUGGUCCGUUGGUAAUCGGUGAAAACGGAUAGUGAGGACCUAGCUUUAGGUAUAAAAGUUGAAUGUUCGGUGUUCCUAUAUCUGUUUAUAUUAUAAGUUAUAUCGCAAUGCCGUAUACCUCCUUUCAUUUAAAAUAUAUUAAAACAAAUUUCUUAAUUACUUUUCGUAAAAAAUCGAUUAAAACAAUUGAAGCUAAUAACAAUUAACUAGGUAUUACCUGUUAGUUGGGUUUGAAUUUGAAAGUAAUACAAACAAUAAAAAUCAUUAAAAAUUUAAAUAAAGCAAAAAAAAAAGUAUUUAUUUACUAACAACCAUAACAAAACACAUUUUAAUCUAUAGAAAUAAAUUACGGAUAUUUUAAUAAACGUUAAAUUAACUUUAUAAAUAAUUUAAAUGUAAUUUUAAACAUAAUAAUAUACGUCAUACGAUAUUGAUGAGUGACAAUGUUUUGUUUUCGAAAGCUUAUAUUAUAAUAUAUAUAUAAUAUAUAUGCGUGUGUGUGUGAAUUUGUUUGUAUAUGUAUACACAAUAAAUAGUAUAAAAAAAUUUCGAUUUUUAACUCUGAUGAUGGCUUCUGAUAGAAAAUGUCGUGUUAUUUGUACCUACUGUAUAAUUUUUAAUUUUAUAUAAGUACAAAAAACUAUUAUGAUUAGUUAAUAAUAAAACACAGAAAAAAAAUUUAUGAGUAAAAAAUACUUACCCAUUACCUUAAAAAUUAAAUGAAACACAUUGUUAUAGGUACAAGAAUUAUACCUAUAUUUUAUCAUGAAUUAUGAUAGAUCUUGAUUAUGCAUUAUUAAAAAAAAAAGAAAGACAUUUGCCUUCAAAUUCAAUUCUAAUCCUACUUAUUAGUUAUUGUGUAUACUUUACUUUAGCGAUUAAUGAUAAGUUAUCAUUAAAAUUUCAUUUUUUAAAUCGUUUUGUCAUGAAAUUAAUUUUGUGCUCACUUAACAUGUCAUACGAUCAACCAGAAUAAAUAUGCAAAUGCAUACGAAUCUGCGUUUUAUUGAUAACUUAUUAUAUAAAUAAUAAUAAUAAUAUAUAGACUUUUAUAUUAUAGUAAUCAGGUACUUUUAGUACAGAAAUCUUAAUAUAAAGUAUAGAACUAUUUAUUAAUUAUCUAGAUUCUAGGUUAUAAAUGUUGUAUGUUUAUAAGAAUUAUGACCAAAGAUUGUGGUGUACCUAUGUCAGCUUGUUAUUGACUUAUUUUUUUAAUAUUACAAUAAUUAUUAUUAAUAGUUAAAAUAUCAAUAUGAUAGAAAAAUAGAUAAAAAUUAAAACAAUAUCCAGUAUCUCACAAAUUUUAAUAAAAAAAAAAACAAAAUAAAUGGAAAAUAUUUUACCGUACUGGCAGUCUUACUACAAAAACAUUUUCGAGAUAUACAACUCGUUCACGUCAUUCCAUCACACAAUUCGUGUGCCGGGUGUACAUACUAUGUUUAUGUAUAAUGUUUGAUUGACGGCCGAAUCACCUCAAAUUGAUACGUGAAUUAUAGUAGAAUUAUAGUAUAAUAGGACAUAGGUACACGUGAAGUUGUGUUGAUAUUUUGUAUCAUUAAUCAUUAAGUUAUUAUUAUAUAUUAUGUACUGUAAGUUUAUUACAUAUGUAUCCUACAAACUCAUUCUUCUAAUAAUUUUAUUAUUCCGUCUAACUAAUCCCUUGGCGCGUAUUACAUUUUUAUCAUAUGUUCAUUCUUAAUGAAUCUUUCUGUGUUUUUAUUAUUAUAUAUUAUAUUUGCAGUUUGAUGCAUUGGUGUGUAUUCCUCAAAAAAAAAAAAACAUGUUAAUUAAAA
This is a messenger RNA of Aphis gossypii (cotton aphid), 4826 nucleotides long. RefSeq lists its product as uncharacterized. The record is from RefSeq and is a predicted model, not a curated record. Lineage: Eukaryota; Metazoa; Arthropoda; Insecta; Hemiptera; Aphididae. The transcript has 3 exons. Bases 896 to 2401 code for a protein of 501 amino acids.